AUGUACCGAGAGAGCCCCGCACCAGUGCCGAGAGAAGACAACGAGAUCGACGAGGAUUAUAGCACUUGCUCGUCAGUUAGCAGCUAUGAUUCUGAUGCGCAAGCAGAGUGGGACGAGUCGUUCCGCCAGAUCCAGUUCAUAUUCUCUGCCGUCAUCUUCCCGCUUCUGGGUAGAUUUGUAGGACGACAAUUUGCAAUCAAAUUGUUUACAAAAUUCUCCGUUGCGCAAGCACUGAAAAAUAUCAUUUAA
Messenger RNA from Myxozyma melibiosi, 249 nucleotides. RefSeq lists its product as uncharacterized. The transcript is spliced from 2 exons. The record is from RefSeq and is a predicted model, not a curated record. Bases 1 to 249 code for a protein of 82 amino acids. Lineage: Eukaryota; Fungi; Ascomycota; Lipomycetes; Lipomycetales; Lipomycetaceae. Gene Ontology annotation, cellular component: mitochondrial outer membrane. Gene Ontology annotation, biological process: mitochondrial outer membrane translocase complex assembly; protein insertion into mitochondrial outer membrane.